Molecule: messenger RNA, 2134 nt
Organism: Acanthoscelides obtectus
Lineage: Eukaryota; Metazoa; Arthropoda; Insecta; Coleoptera; Chrysomelidae
Source: the annotation of a GenBank genome assembly
GCAUUGUUCCAAAAUUGGAACACGCGAUAUUUUGGGAUGUAGUUGAAUAGAUGGAGGCACAAGUAUUAAUCAGAACCAUUGUUAGCAAUUCACAGCAUCGGGAGCACCUGUUUUCAGUAAACUUUUUAGGUUAUAUUACGGCAGUAAACAUACCAGUGCAGCUAGGUUAUUUUAUUUUUAACACAAUUUUUUGUGUUAUUACUGGCGCGUAAACAAUACAAACUGCUGAAAAAUUGAAGUUCUCUAUAAACAGAAGCAAGGUCUGGCUAUUCUUUUAUUGGUUAUGGAUUGCAAAACCUUUUACGGAAAAAAAUCCACCUGUUCAACCAGUUUGAACCGACUCAUUGACAAACUGCAUGAAGAGCACUUUGAAUCAGCUAACAUAUAUAUACUAUAAGUCCACCAAUGGAGGAUUCUGAGGGCGACUCUGAAGCCUCAGGAAAUGAAAAUGAAGGGGAUUUUUGUGAGAAAUUUUCUCAAAAAAUAUUAGGUGCACCAGCUGAAGCUACUCUUGUAUCACAUGGCAGUAAGCAGCAUCAAGAAUCCAGCAGUGAUGACGAUGAGCCUUUAGUAAAAUACGUACCCAAAAGCAAAAAAUUCAAGUCAAAGUCAAAACUGGAAAACUGGUAUCAGCAAGACUUACCAAACUCUGUGAAUCUGAAUAAUGUAAUAGAAUCUGACACAUAUAAUAACCUGGUUUCAAAAGAAAAUCCUAUUCAAUUUUUCGAAUUAUUUUGGACUGAUGCUUUUUUUGAAAACAUAAAAGAACAAACUAUAUUGUAUGCUACCCAGAAAAAUGCAAACACAUCUUUUACUGUGACCGUGGAAGAACUAAAGGUUUUUUUCUCAAUUUUGCUAAUUUCUGGUUACUCUAAAAGGCCCAGGAAAGAUAUGUAUUGGAGUAUGGACUCUGAUCUUCUCAAUGAAGCGGUUGCUAAGGGGAUGUCAAGAAAUAAAUUCCGAGAUAUUUUGAGAAAUUUGCACUUUGUAAAUAACACUCAGCUGCCAGCCAAUGACAAAUUUGGGAAAGUAAGGCCACUGAUCAACCACCUAAACACUGUUUUUCUACAGCAUACCCCUCUUACUCAAACCACAUCAAUAUCUGUUGACGAAUCAAUGGUACCAUACUAUAGUCACCACAGUUGCAAGCAAAGAAUUCAAGGAAAGCCUAUUAGAUAUGGGUUCAAAUUUUGGUCUGCAAAUGUAUCAAACGCUUAUCUUGUGAACACUGAACCAUAUCAAGGCAAGGAACAAUAUUAGGAGAUAGUGACCUUGGCCUAGGAGCAUCUGUUGUUUACACCUUUGCAGAAAAAUUGAAACAGCGAUUUCCAGAUCAAAAAUUUAACUUCGUUAUAGAUAACUUUUUCACGGGUCUUCCACUGAUAAAAAAAUUAAGUGAAAUGGAUUUUGGAUGCACAGGUACGAUCCGGCAAAACAGACUAGAAAAAUGUCCUCUAAAUAAAUCUGCAAUGAAGAAAUCGCAUAGGGGUUCUAUGGACUCAUACGUUAAUUCAACUAAAGAAGUUAUUGUUAUGCAAUGGAAAGAUAACUCCAUAGUCCAUGUUGCUUCAAACUGCUUUGGCUUGCAGCCCACAAAAGCAGCACGCCGUUAUUCUGCUGCUGACAAAAAAUAUAUUAUGGUAGAGAUGCCUCAUGCUAUUCAGCAGUACAAUACUAAUAUGGGUGGUACAGAUUUAAUGGAUAGAAAUAUUUCUAAUUAUCGCCCGCAACUGCGUAAUAAUAAAUGGUGGUGGCAAGUUUUUAUACAUCUUUUAUGCGCUUCGGUCUCUAAUGCUUGGAUCUUAUACAGAAUCUCAAAAGAUGAGAAAAAAGAAAUCUAGUGCUGAUGAAAUUCAUGGACAGUUCUCGUUCUCUUGAUUUACUUGACUUUAUCAGAUACAUUGUAUCAACAUAUUUACUUCCGAGUCCCAGAGCACAAAGACAAGACGGAGCUAUAUUUCUAAAGGUUCCUGAGGCAGUCUCCAAGAAUAUGUCUGUUUUGCACUACCCAAACUCCAUGAAACAAAAUAGAUGGAAAGUUUGCAAAAAAAAUACUACAUUUGGUUGUGGUAUAUGUAUGAUUAAUGUACAUCCACUCGAUUGUUUUAAAAUAUUUCAUCAAAGUGCAUCUUCG